Suillus subaureus is the source of this 834-nucleotide messenger RNA. RefSeq lists its product as uncharacterized. The coding region runs from base 1 to 834 and encodes 277 amino acids. Lineage: Eukaryota; Fungi; Basidiomycota; Agaricomycetes; Boletales; Suillaceae. Gene Ontology annotation, biological process: carbohydrate metabolic process. The transcript has 7 exons. Gene Ontology annotation, molecular function: aldehyde-lyase activity; zinc ion binding. The record is from RefSeq and is a predicted model, not a curated record.
AUGGAAUCCAGUGGAAGCAAAGAAUUGGACCUAUUGGAGCCAGAAGAGUCUGUUGCUCAGGCUCUGUUCAAAGAGGUUCCUUUGAUUGUACAUUCAGACCACCAUAAGAAUAAACAGACAAAGGUGGUUUCAUCAAAGGUCAAGGUUACAAGCACCAGAGAGAAAAAGUAUGCCAUGGAGACCCCCAGGUGGAAUGAGUCAGUCUUGACUAUCUCAGAGUUUGAUUCAUUGUUGAUCCUAGCAGACUCGCCAUUUACUAAUGAGAGUGACAUACCUGUGAAGGAGGAGAAUGCCGAAGAUAUUCAAGGCAGCACCUGCAAUACUGCCAAUGCACAAUCCAAGGAAGGCUAUCAUGAUCCCAUGGCUCAUCUUGUUUACACCAAGACUGGGGUCAUUCAAUGCAGCAUUCUUGAGCUGAAGGCAUACAUUGCCUUCAGUCAUGGUUACCCUGAAGUCAUCAUGAAGAAUACAUAUGCACAAGAGAUACUUAUCAAUGCCACACAAUAUCUCAAGACAGAACCAAUUGAGAAAUGUAUGUGCACAGACAAGGAGUACUUAGGUGCACUUGUGGGUCUAAUCAAUGCUCGUGCUAGUCUCUUUCACAGAGAUAUCAAGGAGAUGGCUUUCAAGAACAUUGCAGGCUACUUUCAGCUCAGCCCCAAGUGCAGUGCUAUCCUUGAGCACCUUCUUCCAGACCAUCUAUACAUUUUCCCACAAACUUUCAAUGUGCAAGGGCUCUCAUCCCUGGUUCACAGGAAGCCGUAUCAAACAGAUCCUAUCUUUAUCAUCCUCUAUGAGAUGUUUUUCAAAAAUAUGACGUCCAUUGACUCUUAA